Molecule: messenger RNA, 849 nt
Organism: Penicillium subrubescens
Lineage: Eukaryota; Fungi; Ascomycota; Eurotiomycetes; Eurotiales; Aspergillaceae
Exons: 1
Coding region: 1-849 (282 amino acids)
Source: RefSeq, a predicted model, not a curated record
AUGUCAGCCCUUUCAAAUCCACCCAGCCGGGCCAGCCCUAUCGUUUUCUACGACAUCGCCAUGCGCCCUCCAGUCGAGGAAAAUAGCUGCGCAGUAAACCCUUGGAAAACCCGACUGGCACUCAAUUUCAAAGGCGUUCCCUACACAACCUCAUGGGUGCCGUUACCCGACAUUUCCAAAGUUCGCAGCAAGCUCAAAGUACCACCGUGCCGCAAGUUUGCCGAUGGUAGCGACUUCUAUACUCUGCCCAUUAUUGAGGAUCCCGCCACCGGCUCCCUAGUUGGCGACUCUUUGGAUAUCGCGGUAUACCUACAAAAGACGUAUCCAAACUCAGGCGCGGGCGACCUGUUCCCCCCUCAAACGCUCGACUAUGUCUACAUCGCCGAUCCUCCAAUUAUCGUACCACUAUCGGAUUGUCAGAAGGGUGAAUUUUCAGAGUACGCCAAAUUCAACAUGAGUGUCGAUGGGGCCUUUACUGCACAUACACAGCUCUCGGUCCAGUGUUUUCCGUUCGAUCCAGCUACUGCCGAGAUUAGUAAGGCGGAAUUCGUUCGCCGUGCGGGUGCUUCAUCCUGGAAGGACUUUGAAUUAGUUGGCGAGGCGCGAGAGAAGGUGAAGGACUCAUUCCGGAACACGCUAGGUGAGCUAGCCAAACUAUUCCGGAAGGACCCUAGUGGACCCUUCGUCCUCGGAACAAGGGCUAGCUAUGCAGACUUGAUUGUUGGUGGAUGGCUCCGGAUGAUGCGGGCGGUUCUACCGGUGAGCGAAUGGGAAGAACUGAAGAGCUGGCAUAAUGGUAUUUUCGGACAGUUGCAUGAUGCAUUGGAGGUAUAUGCGCAAGUGAAAUAA